Messenger RNA from Paracoccidioides lutzii Pb01, 255 nucleotides. RefSeq lists its product as hypothetical. The coding region runs from base 1 to 255 and encodes 84 amino acids. The transcript is spliced from 2 exons. The record is from RefSeq and is a predicted model, not a curated record.
AUGGGACACCGUCGCUAUAGGUCCAAAGCGAGCGCUUGUGAAAAGGCUCCAACCCUUUCGACUUCCCAAGAGGGUAGAAUAAAGGGUGGAGGUCAACCUCACCCAAGAUGUCGAUAUGCGAUCGGGAGUAAGGACACGAGAGGGGGCAUGAGAAUGCGAAGAGGAUGGUUCGCAGUCCCGUUAGUCAAGUCCUCCUCCGUGCAGCGGGCGGAGGCUCUGGUAGUGUUGGCGGAACUGGGAGAAAGAGAAGAGUAG